Molecule: messenger RNA, 1046 nt
Organism: Coregonus clupeaformis (lake whitefish)
Lineage: Eukaryota; Metazoa; Chordata; Actinopteri; Salmoniformes; Salmonidae
Product: stromal membrane-associated protein 1-like
Exons: 3
Coding region: 1-777 (258 amino acids)
Biological process (GO): regulation of clathrin-dependent endocytosis
Molecular function (GO): GTPase activator activity
Source: RefSeq, a predicted model, not a curated record
AUGGUUAGCGACUUUUCUUACGUAGUUCUUACAGUUUUUGCUUCCUUCUUCCAGGCUAGCUCCAGUACCCCAGCCAGCACCCCAACACAACCCCCAGCAGCAACCCCAUCCUCAGGCUCUACCCAGGGAGACCUGGACCUGUUCAGUGAGACUGGUGGUGGAGUUGGCAUUAAGGGGGAGGACACCGGGGCCAAGAAACACCUCUCCAAGGACUCCAUCCUGUCCCUGUAUGGGAACACCAGUAUGCCUCAGAUGCCCCAGCACCAGCAGGCCCCGCCUGCUGGUAUAUACAUGAACCCCGCCCAGAUGCAGUUUCCAGUAGGCAUCCCCCAGCAGCAGGUCCCCACUGGCUACCAGGCCUUUCCUGGCAUGGGCACGAGCAUGCCCCCCACCACCGUCAUGGGUGCCAUGAUGGCUCAGAGCGGAGCCGCCAUGAUGGGACCCAACACAGGCAUGAUGGUUGGCAUGACGAUGCCCAAUGGUUUCAUGGGACAAGCGCCUGCGGCCGGGAUGGUUGGCAUGGCUCCGAGGAUGAUGGGGGUACCCCAGGGGGGGAUGCCCGCGGGUAUGGUGCCCGCUCAGGACAUGCAGGGGAUGUAUGCCGUCCAGCCUGGGCAGCAGGGCCAGUGGAACAUGGGACAGAUGAACCAGCAGAUGUCAGGGAUGAGUCUGAACGGUGCCGGGGGGGGCAUGGCCUUCGGUCAGCCUGCCUCCACCAUGGGAGGCUGGGCCGCUUCACCCUCCGGUCAGACACUCAGCACACAGCUCUGGAAGUGACCCACCUGGAGGUCAAAGAUCAGGGAUUGGGGGUCAGGGCAGCGGAAGAGGGGGUCUCAACCAGGGGGUCCGAAAUUCAACAUCCAACCCCCCCAGCAACCUUACUAUGAACUGAUGCCCGUUCUCCAACUGUUACUGACCACUCUCCAACAUCAAGCUUUUCUGUCUCUGUUCGCAUACUGAAGAGAUGCAUCCUUUCUUCAGGUAAGCACAGAUCCAUUGGUGAUUGGACAGGUGAAAGCAAGGUGACGGUCUUAUUACUCUGACCG